ACAGGUAUUUGGCAACCCACUUUCAACCGGAAGUCGGGAUUUUGUCCAGCAGCUUUUUGUGUUUGCUGCGCUUUAGCCUGUUGCUACCGGAGUUCGCAGCUGUUCCAAGGUUCGUGAGUGGAACAUGGCGGAGGAAGAUGAUGACCCUGGGUUUGAUGAGGAGAUGGAUGAAGGGGGAAACGGUGUGGAUGCGGGUCACGGCAGAAGAAAGAGACUUUUCUCGAAAGAGCUUCGCUGUAUGAUGUAUGGCUUCGGCGACGACCAGAAUCCGUACACAGAGUCUGUGGAUAUUCUGGAGGACCUCGUGAUCGAGUUCAUCACGGAGAUGACCCACAAAGCCAUGUCCAUCGGACGCCAGGGCCGAGUUCAGGUCGAGGACAUCGUCUUCCUCAUCCGGAAAGACCCGAGAAAGUUUGCGAGGGUGAAAGAUCUGUUGACGAUGAACGAGGAGCUCAAGAGAGCCCGCAAAGCCUUUGACGAGGCUAAUUAUGGCUCCUGAGCUGCCAUGUCCAGUGCUGUUCCUCAAGCAGCUUCGUCAUGCUGACUGUAAAGUGAUGAGUGUGCGGAGUUCUUUGAAAACUCCUCCUUUUUGUGCAUCUUUAUACUUUUGCCUAAACUAUAUACUUUUGGAAAUGAUCAGACCUCUCAUUAGUUCAGCAGUGAACUGCAUCCUAGAUGUUAUUUUAAGUAAGUUGACCAAUAGUGUGUCUACGAAGUACUGAACAAAUUUUAUGUAAUGUAUACAGGCAUUUGUUCUGUUCCUCAAAAAGUGUUUUUUUUUCUUUUCCCCCUUCUUUUUUGAGUGAAUUGCUGACCUAACCUUAGUAUAAACCGAUCCCAAUAAAGGAUAACACAUGCAACCUACAA
Messenger RNA from Neoarius graeffei (lesser salmon catfish), 867 nucleotides. It is a transcript of the gene taf13, whose product is annotated as TATA-box binding protein associated factor 13. Lineage: Eukaryota; Metazoa; Chordata; Actinopteri; Siluriformes; Ariidae. The transcript is spliced from 2 exons. Gene Ontology annotation, biological process: transcription by RNA polymerase II. The record is from RefSeq and is a predicted model, not a curated record. The coding region runs from base 125 to 499 and encodes 124 amino acids. Gene Ontology annotation, cellular component: transcription factor TFIID complex. Gene Ontology annotation, molecular function: protein heterodimerization activity.